UCAAUCAAAAUGAGUUCGGAAAUUUCGACAUUAAAAGGAGAAUAUUCAGAAUAUUCUACAGAAGAUGAAAAAAGUGAAUAUGAUGAUAAAAUAAAAUAUUUGGAAGAAAGUAAAAAACCCACCAAAGAAUCCAAUCUUUGUCCAUUUGAAUUAUUAUGGAGUUUCGGAUUAAAUUCAGACGUACCUCUAAUAAAUUUAACCACGAAAAAUCGUACGCUUAUCGCUUACUCCUGUUCUCAUAUCGUAAUAAUCUAUAACUAUGAGACUAAAGAAGCGUUAAAUCUUCAAGGUCAUAAAAAUACGGUGAGAACAUUAUCGACAUCGAUGGAUGGAAAAUGGUUACUCUCUGCAGAUUUCGAGGAGGAUUGUGUAGUUGUUGUUUGGGACACUGAAACUGGUGUACCAAUCUCUACUCUAUUCAAUCCACACGGUAAUCAAGAAAUGGCAGCGGUUAAAAUUAGUCCAAAUGCUAAAUACAUAGUGACUGUUGGAAAUGAAUUUCACCAAAAGGUUCAUUUUUGGCUAUGGACAUAUGGAAAAGAUAAACCUGAUAAGUCUGUAGAGAUAACUGAAUUUGAUACGAAUAGAAUAAAAGAAAUAGCAUUCAAUGACGAUUGUUCGGAGGAAUUUGUUUUAAUUGCCGAUUAUAAUGUUAUAUUUUUUAAAUGGGAACAAGAGGAAUUGAAAUUUUACAUACCACAAAUUUUGGGCAAGGCACGACGAUACGGGGUCUUCAAUUGCUCUUGUUUUAUAUCUAAAACAUUACGAGUAUUAACAGCUACAACAUAUGGAUACAUCGUUGUUUGGGAUAUUUCUGCUCACAAAGAUAAAACUAAAAGUUAUAUUGCAAAUAAAAACAAGGAAAGAAAAUAUAUUAAAAGUGUCAAGUUAGAAAAAAAUAGUAUUCUGGUGGUAGUGCAUAAGAAUGGGAAGAUAGUGACAGGAUCUUUAAAUGGACGCAUCAGUUUCUAUGAUCAAGAUUUAAGAAUACUCUAUUGGUGUGAACAUGAACUUUUGGAUGGUAUACGAUCGAUAAGUUUCGAUUUUUCAUCUUCAUUAUUGGCUCCUGUGAAUGAAACUGAUUUCGAAUACAAUGACGAGGAUUACGAAGAAAAAGAAGAAAUGGGAGAUUUUUAUUCGGAAAUCACGUUAAAUGCCCCUGUUUGCAAUAAGAAAAGAAAAGAAUUUACAGAAAAUUUAAAAUCGAAAUAUGAAAUAAUCGAUAAAAUUCCAUCGACAUUAACCGUGAAUUUAGAAAUAUUACCCAAGAAAUAUUAUGAUAAACUUCCAAAAAAACCUAUGGUACCUACCGAAGCCACUGUACGAGGUGCUCCUUUCUAUUUCAGUAAUUUCUUUAUCAGUUGUUUGAGUGGAACAGUUGCAUUAAUAGAAAUUCCAACAUUCAAGUGCCGAUUUAUUUUUCGGUAUACAAAAGUUGCAGUCUUAAGCUUAGAUGCACAUCCUCGAAGUAAUUAUGUAGUCACUGGUGAUGCAAAUGGUUACAUCUGCUUAUACGAUUAUGAGAAACGUAAGAUCAUAGUACGGCAAAAAACUCCACCUUUUCCAGAUUUUCGUCCACUGCUGGAUGAACAAGUAAAAAGUGGACACAUAAUUUAUAUCACGUGUCCAUUGAGCCACGAGGGACUGAUUGGUGUUACAGCGUUAAAAUAUUCCCAAAUAGGUGACAUGCUCGCGUGUGGUCUUGAAAAUGGAUCGCUUUGGAUGUUGCAUCCUAUCACUUUGGAACCCAUUGAUAAAAAUCCUUACAAACAUUCCAUGCAGUCAAUUCAUAAAUUAGCUUUCUCAGAUUGUGGAGAAUAUCUGGCUUAUGCAGAUAAUACAUUGCUGGUAGCAGUAUUUAAAAGGAAUCAUAAAAGAAGCAGCGACGAUGAUAAUAUAUGGAAUUUUAUUGGAAAAUAUCGUUCGCACAAUGCAGAUAUAAAAGACGUACUUUUCGGUCCAGCUACUAUCGAAAGUAUUGUAUAUCGAUUAUUUUCAAUAGCAGAAGACAAAACUUUAAUUGAAUACAAUCUUAAAAAUAGCGGUCCAUAUCCUCUUCCGGGUUUGAAAAUACUUGAUGUUUAUAAAAUCGAAAAUGAUGCUAUACCUUUUUGUCUCGAAUGGUACCCACAAUUUGGCAUUGAAGGAUUUCUGGUGUAUUCUACUUCCGAAUAUAAAUUUAGAUUGUUAAACGAUAUGACGAAAUUGAUUCGAGGAACGUUUUUGGGACCCCUUUAUGGUUCACCAGUUAAACACAUCAAGGUAUUAUCCAGUAAAGAUUUCAAAAAUUUUAGAUACAUGGUAUUUGCAACUGAUAAAGAAAUAGGUCUUCAGAUACUUCCCUUUGAUGGAAAUCCUUAUAAAACUCUAGGAAUGAUUGGACAUCCGCAUAAGGUCUGUUGAUGUGUUAUCACAUCUAGGAGGCAAAGGUCUCUCACCAUAUUACUGUUUGAUAGAAGGUGGUAAAAAUGGUUGGCUUAUUAAAGAGAUGCAAGAUCUGUUUUAUUACUCUCAAAUUUUGCAUCAAGGGGAGAAUAUAACAAGUACCAGAAUAAUAUCCGACAAGGUGAACAUCAACGAAUUGCCAAACCUUAUGCGUUCUAUUGGAUAUUAUCCAAGUAACGAGGAGAUAGAAAUUUUUAUGGGGGAGAUCGCAUAUAGAGAUUACGCGGAGACUGGCAAUUUAAUCGAUAAUAUUAAUUUUGAAGAUUUCGUGAAGCUUUAUAUAAAUCAUCGUCCAUCUUUUGGGAUUUCUAAGCAUAACUUAUUGGAAGCUUUCAGAAUAUUUUCAAAUCAAUUGCACGAAGAGGAUCCAUUCUUAACUCGUGAUCAAUUCAUGAGGUUGUUGCUUGGUCAUGCUCCUUAUACCAUUAUAAAGAAACAUGAGAUGCCUUUUGGAGAACCAUUAACAAUUCAAGAAGCAUUUACAUAUAUGAAGUUUCUUAUUGGAUUUGAAGGAAAUUUUGAUGAAAUAAGUCAUGAACAGGAACCAUCAAUGUCCGUUGAUUUAUCGUUCUUGCCAGAGAUGAUAUCUUACAAAUAUUUCAUCACGGACAUCUUGGGUAUUGAAUUUCCGGAGGAAACGAGGGCUGACGAUGAUUAAUUAAUCUGUAUUUUGCAUUGCUGGCACAUUAACAUUAAUUAUCAUUACCAUACUAAUAUUAUUAUCAUUAUAAUGUAAUGCGAGUUCUAUUAAACAUGUACGAACACUAACGUAUUUAUCCAUGUUUCUUAAAAUGUCGAAUGAAAAAAAAAAAAAAUCAGCGACAGAAUUAGCUCGAUUUUACCAAAUUUUGUCCAACAUGGUGAAUUAAAAUUAUAAAAAAAUAAUUCUUGAUUGACCAUUCAUUUCUCUUAUAUUCCUGUUUCAAAGAUUCAAUUGUGGCUAUAAUUUGGUGAGUUUCAGCCAAUUUCGCGUGUAGAAUAAAAUAAUUUUGAUAUAAUUAAUUAAUAAAUAUGAUAACUCGAUAGUCGAAACACAGGUUAUCAAAAUUAAUCGGUAAAUUUUAUCUUUACAAAUGAAAUUUCUUUUCGCUCGUAUUCCAUUGCACACUCAUAUUUCACCGGAAUCUUGAUAAAUUAAAAUAUUGUAUCGAAAUUGAAAAAAAAAAAAAAAAAAGAUUAGCGCUCAAUACACAUAUAUCGUUAAUCGAUCUCGAUAAAGUGCUACAAGUUGUACAAUUAUUUCGUAUAUAAAUGUUUGAAAGUGAUAUUACGACGAAUAAGUAAGAACUAGACUAGAGAAACGAUAAAAUAUCAACCGAUUCAUUAUAACUAAAAAUAUGGAACAUAUAUAUAUAUAUUAUAUAUAUAUAUAUAUAAUGAAAAAAUGAUAGAGAUUGGAAAAUUUAUUUUUCCACUGAUGAUCAUAAAAAAAUUAGAAAUUAAUAAGUGAAUACGUUUUAUAACGGAUGUGUAAUUAUAAAAAUUUUAGAAAAUUCAGGCGAUUUAGAGAAAGAAAAAUAAAGGGUAAAACAAAGAAAGAGAACAAAGAUGGUGAUUUAAACGAGACAAUGCAAAGAAAUCGCGAAAUACACGUACAUAUUUCGAGACGAUUAUGAACAGAAUGGUGGGUCGUCGAAAAAAAAAAAAGAAAAAAAAAAAAAGAA
Messenger RNA from Apis cerana (Asiatic honeybee), 4109 nucleotides. Its product is annotated as cilia- and flagella-associated protein 251. The record is from RefSeq and is a predicted model, not a curated record. NCBI's taxonomy places the organism in Eukaryota, Metazoa, Arthropoda, Insecta, Hymenoptera, Apidae. Gene Ontology annotation, molecular function: protein binding. Gene Ontology annotation, cellular component: motile cilium.